Caenorhabditis briggsae is the source of this 1485-nucleotide messenger RNA. RefSeq names its product Protein CBR-CST-1 (gene Cbr-cst-1). Gene Ontology annotation, molecular function: protein serine/threonine kinase activity; ATP binding. The transcript is spliced from 10 exons. Gene Ontology annotation, biological process: intracellular signal transduction; regulation of MAPK cascade; protein phosphorylation. Bases 1 to 1485 code for a protein of 494 amino acids. Gene Ontology annotation, cellular component: cytoplasm. The record is from RefSeq and is a predicted model, not a curated record. Lineage: Eukaryota; Metazoa; Nematoda; Chromadorea; Rhabditida; Rhabditidae.
AUGCCUCCAUCAACUGACAGCUCUCGACGAAACUCGGAGGAAGGCUUUAGUGAUGGGUUCAAAUUGGAUUCGUCGGCGCUCAACAAACCACCAGAGGAAGUUUUCGAUAUUGUUGGGAAAUUGGGAGAAGGAUCAUAUGGAAGUGUCCACAAGGCAAUACACAAAGAAUCUGGUCAUGUGUUAGCGAUCAAGAAAGUUCCGGUGGAUACUGAUCUUCAGGAAAUCAUCAAGGAGAUUAGUAUAAUGCAACAGUGCAAGAGCAAAUACGUUGUGAAGUACUACGGAUCCUAUUUCAAAAAUUCGGAUCUAUGGAUCGUUAUGGAGUACUGUGGCGCCGGAUCCAUAUCAGACAUUAUGAGAGCCAGGAGGAAACCUUUGUCGGAAAAAGAAAUAAGUGCAGUUCUACGGGAUACGCUUAAAGGAUUACAGUACCUGCAUGACUUGAAGAAGAUUCAUAGAGAUAUUAAGGCAGGCAACAUCCUCCUGAACACUGAUGGAAUCGCCAAAUUGGCUGAUUUCGGAGUUGCUGGCCAGCUCACUGACACAAUGGCAAAAAGAAAUACAGUAAUAGGAACACCGUUCUGGAUGGCGCCUGAAGUGAUCGAGGAGAUUGGUUAUGACACGAAAGCUGACAUCUGGUCACUUGGAAUAACAGCAAUUGAGAUGGCUGAAGGACGUCCUCCAUACUCGGACAUUCAUCCAAUGCGUGCAAUUUUUAUGAUCCCUACAAAGCCACCGCCGACAUUUAAAAAACCAGAAGAGUGGUCAUCAGAAUUCAACGAUUUCAUUAGAUGUUGUCUUAUUAAGAAGCCUGAAGAAAGGAAGACAGCACUUCGGCUCUGUGAGCACACGUUUAUUGAGAACGCACCAGGAUGUGAUGUGUUGCAAGCGAUGAUAUUAGAUGCCCAAGAAAAAGUGCUGCUCGGACAAGCUCCUGUGGCAGUCGCCGGAGCGGAUGCCACGUUACUAAGCGAAGGAAUGUCAACGAUGAUCGACGGUGGAGAUGCGACUCUCGUGCAGUAUAAAGAUAACUAUGUGACGGCGCAAAGUCUUCGAAGCCAGAUGGAAAGUUUGAAAAUUGGAGGAGAAAUUCCAAAAUCUGCUUAUGGUUCUUCUCGAAACAAUGGAUCGCCACGAGUUCAGCCUCCGGGCCACACUGCUAGUGCUUGUGAUCCAUCCAAUAAUCCACCUUUUGCUGAAGAGGGAACGGGACCAAAUUUCCAAAUUGGUACCAGUGAGAGUAGUUACAAAGAUGCAUCUUAUAAUAUGAUGAACACCGAAGCGGAAUACGAGAACAGAUUCCAGAGAGCCGUUUGUGAUGGAGAUUUUGAAUUUUUACGAAACAUUACACUGGAUGAGCUGAUUAGAAGAAAAGAAAGUUUGGAUUCCGAAAUGGAAGAGGAAAUUCGAGAGCUGCAGAGAAGAUAUAAAACCAAGCGGCAGCCUAUUUUGGAUGUUAUUGAAAUCAAAAAACGCUUAAAUUGA